GGAGAGAGAGAGACGGGGAGACAUUCUGGACAACAGCGUCUCCCAAUAACUGAGCACCUAAUAUGUCCAGAUGAUAUUUAAAUGCUUAACAGGGAUUUUCCCUGAAUCUCACAAACACUGGAUUAAGUGUAGUGCUAUUUUUAUCCUCAUUUUCCAAAUGAGGAAACUGAAGUUCAGAGAGGGAAAGCGAUUUGUUCAAUGCCACACAGCCAGGACUCCUACUUCGUGUCUGACUACGACCCCACCAUUGAAGACUCCUACACGAAGAUCUGCACCGUGGAUGGCGUCCCGGCCCGGCUGGACAUCCUGGACACUGCGGGCCAGGAGGAGUUCGGUGCCAUGCGGGAACAGUACAUGCGUGCCGGCCACGGCUUCCUGCUGGUGUUUGCCAUUAACGACCGGCAGAGUUUUAACGAGGUAGGCAAGCUCUUCACGCAGAUCCUCCGAGUCAAGGACCGCGACGACUUCCCCAUCGUGUUGGUCGGAAACAAGGCAGAUCUGGAGACACAGCGCCAGGUCCCCCGAUCUGAAGCCUCUGCCUUCAGCGCCUCCCACCACAUGGCCUACUUCGAGGCCUCGGCCAAACUGCGCCUCAACGUGGACGAAGCCUUCGAGCAGCUGGUGCGGGCCGUCCGGAAGUACCAAGAACAAGAGCUCCCACCCAGCCCGCCCAGUGCCCCCAGGAAGAAGGACAGGGGCUGCCCCUGCGUCCUCCUGUAGCCUGGGCGUGAGAGGAGCAACCAACACGAGCUCUCGGGACCAGCUGCCUUCGCCGAGCCUCAGUUUCCCCAUCUGGGUCUCCCAGGAUACACUACACCCCCUCCCGUAAUUCCUGGCCUCCUCCGGGCCACUGCCACUGUGUGCCUUCUGCCAACGCCUCCUUCCCCCACCCGAGCCCCUGGUGGGGGUGAGGGGCUCCCGGGCAUCCGGGUCACUGCUGUAUAUAACUCCCCUCCCCAGAGAAAUAAACGUCACUGCCAAAGUCAAAAGGUGCUUUUUAAA
Diceros bicornis minor is the source of this 1002-nucleotide messenger RNA. RefSeq names its product RAS related (gene RRAS). Gene Ontology annotation, molecular function: GTPase activity; GDP binding; GTP binding. Bases 199 to 720 code for a protein of 173 amino acids. Lineage: Eukaryota; Metazoa; Chordata; Mammalia; Perissodactyla; Rhinocerotidae. The transcript has 6 exons. Gene Ontology annotation, biological process: signal transduction. The record is from RefSeq and is a predicted model, not a curated record. Gene Ontology annotation, cellular component: plasma membrane.